Molecule: messenger RNA, 997 nt
Organism: Paramormyrops kingsleyae
Lineage: Eukaryota; Metazoa; Chordata; Actinopteri; Osteoglossiformes; Mormyridae
Gene: rmdn1
Product: regulator of microtubule dynamics 1
Cellular component (GO): spindle microtubule; mitotic spindle pole; mitochondrion
Molecular function (GO): microtubule binding
Source: RefSeq, a predicted model, not a curated record
UGGAAAGCAACAUUUCACAGACCGCAGGGAGGGACAGUCGUGCUUCUCGCCAGCUUACCUGCCCUGUCAUACCUGGGAUAUAGAGCUUGCAGAAGAGCCUGUCCUGAAGCUGUGGUUUAUGCCCUCGAUAAAGCUGAGGAGGUCUUGGAGCGUGCAGACUACCUGUACAGCUGUGGGGAGACGGAGAAGCUCUACCAGCUGCUGGCCCAGCAUCAGAACAGUGACAACGCAGAGUUUCUGUGGCGGCUGGCCCGGGCCUCUCGGGACCUGGCCACGUUCCAGGACAUUUCUGCAGAGGACAAAAAGAGACUCACCUAUGAGGCCUUCGAUUACGCCAAGGCGGCACUGGACCGGAAUGAGGCCUGCUUCGCAGCUCACAAAUGGUAUGCAGUGUGUCUCAGUGACGUGGGAGACUACGAGGGGAUCAAAGUAAAAAUUGGCAACUCCUAUAUAAUAAAAGAACACUUGGAGAGAGCCAUCGAGCUGAAUCCAAAAGACGCCACAUCCAUCCACAUCCUGGGUUACUGGUGUUUCGCCUUCGCCGAGCUGCCGUGGUACCAGCGAAAGAUCGCGGCCACCCUCUUUGCCUCCCCGCCCAACGCGACCUAUGAAGAGGCUCUGGAAUAUUUCCUGAAGGCGGAGGAAGUGGACCCAAACUUCUACAGCAAGAACCUUUUGAUGCUGGGCCGCACCUACCUAAUGCUGAAGGACAAGGAGAAGGCGGGGCUCUGGCUGAGCCGAGCCCGAGACUACCCCGCCCACACAGAGGAGGACAAGCAGGUCCAUAAAGAAGCUUCUGACCUUCUGAAGAAGCUGCAGGGAUGACCAGUGGGCACCGCACAGACACUGAGAUUAAGGGCAUUGGAUCCUGGGACCCGUGGCCUCUUACUAUUGCCUUAUCAAUCAGUAACUGCUAAUUAACUGUGAAGAUGUUUUAUAAAUCAGCUUUUAUCAUGACCCUGUAUAAUAAAAGGAGCAUGCUGCUCCCCAAAGACUG